AAGACAUUAGACAAGCUCGCCUUCUCCAACAUAACUCGUCUGUGUCACAUACAGGUCUAUCCCGUCUGAAGAACUGAACUGCAGGCUCAUCAUCUGUCCUGGAGGGUGAGACGCUAGCCAUGGGCAUGUGGUCACUUGGCCUUGGGGCAGUAGGUGCCGCUAUUGCUGGCUUAAUACUUGCAAACACUGACUUCCUGCUGACUAAAUCUGCACCUGCUACUGUAGACUAUCUUGCGAACGCUGACCUCAAAACCAUUGACGGUGAUGAGAGGUCUUUAAAAGCAAAAGCUCUUUGGGAGAAGUCAGGUGCAGUGAUUAUGGCUGUCCGGCGACCUGGAUGAUUUUUGUGCAGAGAGGAGGCCUCUGAGCUGUCCUCUCUGAAGCCCCAGCUGGAUGAGCUCGGUGUCCCUCUGUAUGCUGUUGUGAAGGAGAAUGUGGGUACAGAGAUUCAGGACUUCAGGCCUCACUUCGCUGGGGAGAUCUUCUUGGAUGAAAAGCAAGCAUUUUAUGGACCACAGCAGAGGAAGAUGGGGGGGCUUGGUUUCAUUCGUUUGGGAGUUUGGCAAAACUUUGUAAGGGCCUGGAGAGCGGGUUACCAGGGCAACAUGAACGGAGAAGGCUUCAUUCUGGGAGGAGUUUUUGUCAUGGGAUCUGGCGGACAGGGGGUUCUUCUAGAGCACAGAGAGAAGGAGUUUGGAGAUAAAGUCAGCUUGGAGUCUGUUUUGGAAGCUGCAAAGAAAGUUGUGGUAGAAAAGUAAAUGCUGUCUAGGUUUGAUAGUUGUAGCCAAGGUUGUUCAAAAUAGUUUUAAAUAGGAAAGAUCUCACUAAAUCACAGUCCACCUCAUCACACUUCAUUUCUCCUGCUAAUGCUGUGAAUUGAGAGAAAAGCUCAGGGUUAUUUAAUUGUUUGGAACUGACAGAGCUAGUUGACAAAGCCAUAGAGUUGCAUAUGGCCUCAUUUUUAAUUCAGGUGCUUUUAGUUCGACAAAUUAAGACAAAUAUUGUGAAAUUAAGUAGCAUUGUUUUUGCACUUUAGAAACGAUGUGUAAGAAAUCAUUUUAAUGUUGCUUAUCACCUGAGUGUGUUCCUUUGGCUGCCUGCUGCCACAUCAGUGGUGUGUGUAUUAAUGAUAGUCUGACUCCAAACUCAGUGUAGAAAGAGCAGAUUUGAUGUCAACACAUGCUUAUAUACCUGCUGGCUUUGGUCAGUGAGCAGGCAAAGGUUCAGCUGUGGGUGGACACAAUAUUCAAUAAACAUGUCAUCCCUAAAA
Danio rerio (zebrafish) is the source of this 1270-nucleotide messenger RNA. RefSeq names its product selenoprotein U 1a (gene selenou1a). Gene Ontology annotation, cellular component: cytoplasm. The record is from RefSeq and is marked reviewed. NCBI's taxonomy places the organism in Eukaryota, Metazoa, Chordata, Actinopteri, Cypriniformes, Danionidae. Gene Ontology annotation, biological process: cellular oxidant detoxification.